This is a messenger RNA of Panicum virgatum (switchgrass), 778 nucleotides long. RefSeq names its product protein SPIRAL1-like 2. Gene Ontology annotation, cellular component: cortical microtubule, transverse to long axis. NCBI's taxonomy places the organism in Eukaryota, Viridiplantae, Streptophyta, Magnoliopsida, Poales, Poaceae. Bases 76 to 420 code for a protein of 114 amino acids. The record is from RefSeq and is a predicted model, not a curated record. Gene Ontology annotation, biological process: cortical microtubule organization. The transcript is spliced from 2 exons.
CUCCGGCGAGCAACGGUGGCAUUGCGACGCAACCUCGCCGUCCUCUCGUAGCAGAGCCUCGACGUUCGCCGGAGGAUGGGGCGUGGCCGGGGCGUGAGCUACGGCGGCGGGCAGAGCUCGCUGAGCUACCUCUUCGGCGGAGGCGGCGGCGACGAGGCCCCCGCGGAGCUCGCCAAGCCGCCGGCGCCGGCCGCGUCGGAGCAGAGGGCGGCACAGCCGGCGGCGGCUGCGGCCGCGGCGGGCACCGGCAAUGAGAAGCUGAAGGGGAUCCCGGCCGGUGUCCGGGGCAGCCAGACCAACAACUACUUCCGGGCGCAGGGCCAGAACUGCGGCAACUUCCUCACGGACCGCCCGUCGACCAAGGUGCACGCGGCGCCGGGCGGCGGCUCGUCGCUCGACUACCUCUUCGGCGGCAAGUGAUGAUGACCGCCUUAGCUUCCCGGAUCAGGCUUUGAAGCCGGAGCUGAGCAGAGCUCGCUUAGAACGCCGCCUACUUCGCAUGCUUGGAGUUCAGUAGCUCAUCAUCAUAACCUGCUUCCUGUACGGUUACUUUCCUGAAAUGGGAUUGUUCAUGUCUAACUCUGUGAUCUCCUCACGAAAAAAAAAAAGAAACUCUGUGAUCUCCAUUGGUGUCUGUCUCAUCACACUUCAGUACUGUUAGUGAUUGGUGUUUGUCUCAUCAGUCCUCUUGUGUGAGCUCAGCUACUUGUGAGAAUGUCAAAAACUGACUUGUCCUGUCAUCAGUAACAAGCCUUCCCUGUUCUUGGGCUGUUCAUCA